AUGAAGAGAAAAGCAUCAUGCCACCAUGGCCAAGAAGAGAAGGUUCUGGGAGUCGGCUAUGAUCCAGCUGAGCCGAAACCCAUGGGCGUCGAGAUGACCAAGUGGUGCGACGAAGGUCGUCCCGGAUGUCGCAACUGCGCGAGGCUCAAGAAGCCUUGUCCUGGAUAUCGAGAACCAGGCUACGGCUUCAUUCGAACGGCGAUCUUUGUUUCGAAACAGGAAGACAGUCCGAACCCAAGAUCAUCGUCGUCUGAGAACCUUCUACAAGCAACACUUUUCCGUGCCGGCUCGACGUCGACCGAGGGCGAUGACAGCGACUCUGCCAACAGUGACUCAAUCCUUCACUCGUAUUCACGUGCUAGCCAGAGGCUUCGCCUGGUGAACAGUCCGUCUGGAGAUCUGACGGAACAGGCAGUCUGCUAUUCUCUUACACAACUUGAUUCCAAUUCGCGCGUGCUAUAUGGAAAUAAUGCAUUCAACUUCCUACCCGAAAUACUCGCCAGCUCAGGGCGAGACUCUUAUCUCUACGCGGCAAUGCGAUCGGUGGCUGCAAUCAACUUGGCCAACCGAUCACCUACAGUCGAUAUGCACUCCAUCAUUGAAUCCGAAUAUGCGCGAGCUGUAUCGAGGGUUACUGCUGCAUUGGCGGAUCCUGAACAAUGUUUGAAGGACGAGACUCUGGUUGCUGAUCAAGCUGACUUUGAGGAGCUUCUGGCCAGUGUAAAUGGACCACACGGAGGCUCAGCACACCAGACACACGUCGACGGGACCCUUAUGCUCCUACGAUUGCGCGGCGAAGAACAGUUCACCCGUCCCGAGGGUCGUCAUCUAUAUCACACACUUCUCUCGGCGAUGCACUGGAAGCCUCUGUUCGCCAGCGAGGAGCCAUCACCAGAAUAUCUUAUGCUCGAAUCACAAAUACCAAAAGCCACCGCUACCGUUCCGACAGCAUCCUUAAGACUGAGGAAUUUUUUCCACGGAGUCUCUAAAAUGCGAGCCCGGAUCAGAAACUUCCUUCUGAUGCCACAAAAUGCCUCUGUCGAUAGAUUUCAGACUGUGAACUCUUACCUGCGAGCUGCAGCUCGCCUGGAUGACAAAGUCAGCGGAUGGUGCGACAUUCUCGACUGGCUUCCCCGGAAGGUGUUGGUCGACACACCACAUCGACAUCUUCCUCGCACACAGUGGACUUCAGGAACGACUUUCAGGCUGCAUUGCUUCAACUCCUGGGAGGCCUUCUUCCACUGGAACCGGUAUUUUGUCGCGAAGGUCUGUCUGCACGCCGCGCUACUCGACGCCAUUGCAAGUCUUGGGGGCAAUCCCCCACAUUAUGGCGGCGGAAAUUCGACGGAUGAUACUAACGAAUUAGUCAUAUUACAUACCGCGGAACUUCAGAAGACAGUCAAAGACUUUUUGGGAACAUUGUCUUACGCCCUGGGAGACGUAGACCAAAACGGCCAGCCGCGUAACAACCCAACUGCUGUGGUCGGCGACGGGGCAUCGGCUGCGCAGCGCAGCAUCGACAUCCCCAGCACGUUGCAAGUGCAAGCACCCUUGUCUUAUAUGAUUACUUUGAAAUACCUGGGGCCGGGACAACGAGAGGCUAUGUUUCUAGCUCUGCAGCGCAUUCGAGCCGAGUUUAGCGUAAGAUAA
Molecule: messenger RNA, 1650 nt
Organism: Fonsecaea erecta
Lineage: Eukaryota; Fungi; Ascomycota; Eurotiomycetes; Chaetothyriales; Herpotrichiellaceae
Exons: 4
Coding region: 1-1650 (549 amino acids)
Biological process (GO): regulation of DNA-templated transcription
Molecular function (GO): zinc ion binding; DNA-binding transcription factor activity, RNA polymerase II-specific
Source: RefSeq, a predicted model, not a curated record